AAUUGCUUCUUUCCAAACUUGUGACUUGUAAAGAGGCAUCCUUCACUGCGGUAUGACCGACUCCCGCCAAUCCGACGGCGGUUGCCUCUCUGCCUUAUGCUCUUGCUUCAAGAGACGAGAGAAGCCGUGCCAUGACGUUUCUGGGUCUUCUGCGACUGGCCUUGACGUCCUACCAGCGUCAAAACCGGCUGAUGUUGGAAAGCCUGAGCCUACAGGCCCCAAGGUCGGACGUCAUGAUUCAGUACUAAGCGUCUCACGCGCGACAUCAUCUACUAGUAAUGCGGAUGACCCUUCACUCCUUCCUGCUUCCAACGUUCCGGGACCAUCUGCAAUGAACGGCUCUACUCCAGCCAUUGAUUUAUGGCAGGAAGCAUGCAAGAAGGUGGACGUGAAAACUCAGGCAUGGAUUGCCAGUCUUCCUCCACCGGACAAUGCCCAGAAUCCUGCAAGUGAGUUGGCGGAGUUCGUUCGAGCAAGCGAAUUGAAACACAAGCAAGAGUCGUUGAAGAUCAAAUCCGGCGACCGGGAGAUUCUGUGGAGGGAUUAUGCGAAUAAAGUUAUCCCUGUGGUGACUGCGAUUGGAAAUAUUGCCAUCAACUUUGCCCCUGCGCCCUCUAACGUCGUGUGGUCGGCUAUCAAGGUGCUUCUGGCGGCCCACGUAUCUGAGCGUGAGGAUCUUGUGGCUAUUAUGGGAUGCACCGACAUAGUCCUCUGCCUCGUGAGGCGCGGUAGAGUGUACGAGAAGGUCUACAUUGGGAACUCCAUAUCGCCUAGGCCGCCUUAUCAGGAAGAUUUGGUGACGAAGUUGGUUGAAGUAUACGCAGAAUGCUUGGAGUUUCUUGCUUUUGUCUACGAAGAAAUGGAGCAUGGCAAUUUGCGCCGAUUCUUCGACGCGCUCGUUGACCCCGGUUAUGGCGAAAACCGGCUAUCAGCAGUGAGAGCACUUGAGCAGGAACUGGAGCUUGCGACUCGUCCUUGUAAGGCUACAGCAGAUGAUGAGCACCGAAGAUUGCUUGAGAGUCUUGAAGAACCAAUCAAGCGUACCGACAAGAAUGUCAUGGAUAUUCUUCAGGUGCUUGAUAAGCAAGAAAGAGACAAGGCUAUGGAAUACGUCAGUGUAAUUCCAGUCGGAUCUCAUCAUAACGAAAAGGUCGAAAAAAGAACCAAGGGCACAUGCGAAUGGUUGGUCAGCCAUUCUAAAUUCCUUGAAUGGGAAGACUCUGAUAGCACUCCGGUGUUCUGGUUGCGAGGCGAUAUCGGUACGGGAAAAUCGUUCCUAUCUUCGAAAGUAAUUGAUCAUUGUCGGAUUCACGACAAACUCCAAUUUCACAGUGGGCACAGCCUGGGUCUCGCCUUUUUCUACUGCAAUAGCUCUGAUCAGAGUCGGCAAAGCAUUCAUUCCAUUCUCCGAAGCUACAUCCGACAACUAGGCGAGGUGACCGGUCAUCCUGAGAGCAUUCAUGAGACCUUAUUCAACCUAUACCAGAGGAAACAAAUCCAAAGCGAUAUCACGCUCCAAGAAUGCGAGACAGCGUUGGUAGAGAUGAUAAACAGUUACCCUCGAACUGUUCUUUUACUCGACGCCUUGGAUGAGUGCAAGAAAGACACGAGACGGCAAGUCGUUCAGCUUUUCAAGCGUCUAGUGGAGAAAACCAAUAGUUGUUUGAAAAUAUUCAUCGCCAGCCGUCCCGAGCACGAUAUUAGUGACCAUCUGAGGUCAUUCCAAGAGCCAAGGGCAACGAUCACAAUCAACACUUCUGAUAAUCAGGGAGACAUCGAGAAGUUUGUCAAUACAGAGGUGGACAACUUCAGCGUAGAUUGGAGCCUUGAAACUAAGCAGGUUGUUAAAAAGAAGCUUGUGGAGAAGAGCGCGGGAAUGUUCCGAUGGACUUACCUGCAAUGGGAGCAGCUCAAGGAGUUCGAGACCAAUAGCAGUGUCAUAGCCAGACUUGGGAAACUUCCCAAAACUCUGACUAAAGCCUACGACGAGAUCUAUGAUAAACACGAACCUGAGAGCUUUGAGCGUUUCAUGCUGCAGCGAGCGGUAAGAUGGGUCAUGUGCGCCCGCCAGCCGUUCAACAGUCGCAGAUUGCUGCCAGCCAUUCGAGUGGAAAGCGAACAGAUGCAUGGAGACGGUAUGAAGGCUCUCGACAAGUCAGAUCUCACCGAGAAAAUGUUGGAGACUGUCUGCCGACAUUUGAUCGUGAGGGACCCAGACCUCAAUGUCUGGAGGUUUGCCCAUGCAUCAGUCAGAGAAUACUUUGAAGAUAAGAAGGAAGAGCCAUGGGUCAAAGACGCGCCAGCGGAGGUAGCAAUUUUCUUGAUCAACUGCUUGAGGGAUUGCUGCGCAGCUUACCCCUCUAUCUGGCCACCCUCAGAUGUGGACCCCAACUCAGGAACGCUCCAGGAUAGAUCAGGCUCAAGAUUAGCCCACUGGAUGAGGAGGGGAGGAUACGUGGACCUUGACCAGCCUUUAGAUCCUCGGCAUCCACUUCAACGGUACAUUCACCUGAACUGGCUCACACACAUCCACGACCUUCCAGAAAACGAUGACAGAGUUGAAGACGUGGCCCUUGCUUUGAAACGAUUCCUGGGUGAAGAUCGCCCUCCGCAUUCUUCCAGGGAGUAUCAGGUAUUUUGCAACCGCGUCAUGGAACCUUGUCAUCGGCACCACUACGAAUUUACAUGGAGUCGGAGCAUGCCAAAUACCAACUUCGCCUUUGGCGUUGUGGCAAUGGGUCUUCAUCGGCUCCUGCCUGAGUGGUGGCACAAAGGCCUCGACCUUCCCUCGUUAGUGAACGAGAGAGAUAUGAGCCUGCUGCAAAUUGCCACCUAUUUUGGCCACUACGACCUCUGUCAAUUUCUAAUCAGUCGGGGAUGCGACAUCAACGGGUUUGUUCGCGACGGAGCCGUUGGCCCCCCACUGUUGAUAUCAGUAGAACAGCGAAAGAUUGAUGUCAUGAAGCUGCUGCUCAAGAACGGUGCAAACAUGGACUUCUUCUCCAAACGCGCAACUCUGGCUUGUUGCGCAGCGGGAAUCGGAUCUGAGUACUGCACUAUUCUGCUGAACGCAGGUCUGGACCCCAACAUGAGGUGUAAUCCCGAUGAUCCCGGUCCUCCGUGGUAUUGCUAUUACGGUUGUGCCCUGUCGAUUGCUGCUGUUGAUGACGAUAUCGACACCAUGAAAGUCCUGAUUGGCAAGGGAGCAAAUGUCAAUCCGGAGAACCUCAAUGACAGCUAUGGAAGCCCUCUGGCUACUGCCGUAUCCCGUGGCCGUGUUGAAAGUGCUCGCUUUCUUCUGGAAAACGGUGCAAAUGUCAACGACCAGUUCAGAUACGGGGAUUAUGGCUGCCCUUUGAUUGCUGCUAUAUGCGACGUUGAAUGUGCUCGGUUACUGAUUGAACACGGCGCUAAUACCAAUGCAGAUUCGAGGGCUGGAACAUGUGGUAGUCCAUUGGUAGUUGCUAUAACGAGGGGAGACGUGGACUGUAAUCGGUUACUGAUUGAACACGGCGCUGACGUUAAUGCAUAUCUGGAGUUCGGAGAAUAUGGUAGUCCAUUGGCAGUUGCGGUAUCGACAAGAGACAUUGGCUGUGUUCGAUUCAACUCUGUACUCUUCAACGGGACUUUGCCUGUUGAUAGGAAGGUAGACCUGAGAGAUCUGUGUUAUAAGAUACCAGUGAGUAUGAGUAAGUAG
Molecule: messenger RNA, 3697 nt
Organism: Colletotrichum scovillei
Lineage: Eukaryota; Fungi; Ascomycota; Sordariomycetes; Glomerellales; Glomerellaceae
Exons: 6
Coding region: 53-3697 (1214 amino acids)
Molecular function (GO): protein binding
Source: RefSeq, a predicted model, not a curated record